AUGGUAACCCCUGCUAACAAGAUUAUAUCCAUUCAGUCACAUGUUGCGCAUGGGUAUGUUGGCAACAAAGUUGCUGGUUUUGUACUACAAUGCCAGUAUUGGGAUGUGGACUUGUUGAACACUGUCAACUUUUCCAAUCAUACCGGCUAUGGAAGCUUCAAAGGCCAAGCAACAACCGGCGAACAAGUUCUAUCUCUUUAUGAAGGCCUGCAGGAUAUCAAUGUCCAAUACGACGCGAUGUUAACAGGUUACAUUCAAGGAGCAGAUGGAGUCGAGGCGAUGGGCAAGGUGUGCUUGGAUCUGAAAGAACGAACCCCAGGUAUACUAUGGUUACUUGACCCGGUGAUGGGAGACGAAGGAGAGCUAUAUGUGAGCGCGGAUGUGAUUCCCGCUUAUAGACGCAUCUUGGGCUACAAAAAAGUCGACAUUAUAACGCCUAACCAAUACGAGGCUGAACUACUUGUUGGUUUUAGCAUUAACAACACUGAUGAUUUGAGGAAAGCCUUAAAGGUCUUUCACGAGGAUUUUAAUGUUAUGCAUGUGGUCAUCUCCACCUUUUCGUUCACUAAGAAUAAGGAUUUUUUCUACUGUGUCAGUUCCACCAAAACCUCUUACAAGAAGCCUAAUUUUUUCAAGAUACCAUACAUGGACAGUUAUUUCACGGGAGUAGGAGAUCUUUUUUCUGCUCUUCUGGUUGACAAGAUAUAUAGACUGCCCGGUGGAGAACCCAUAGAGCCUGCAGUGAGCAACGCUUUGACAAUCAUGGAGAAAGUGUUGGACGUUACUCGACGGCUGUGCGUAGAUAAACUUGGCGUUGCCGUACAAGGAAAGAUCGGAGAUGCCGAGACCAUGAAGGAGUGCGAACUUAGAAUCGUAGAGUGCCGGCAAUUCUACACGAUGAAAGAUAGAAAUUUCAACUGUGAGACAAAGAUUUUAACUGAUUCACAAGCAUAG
This is a messenger RNA of Komagataella phaffii GS115, 954 nucleotides long. Its product is annotated as pyridoxal kinase BUD16. Lineage: Eukaryota; Fungi; Ascomycota; Pichiomycetes; Pichiales; Pichiaceae. Gene Ontology annotation, cellular component: cytosol. The coding region runs from base 1 to 954 and encodes 317 amino acids. Gene Ontology annotation, molecular function: pyridoxal kinase activity. Gene Ontology annotation, biological process: pyridoxal 5'-phosphate salvage. The record is from RefSeq and is a predicted model, not a curated record. The transcript has a single exon.